AUUUCUGGGAGUUAUAACCAAAAGACCUGGGGACCCACAGGUUGAGAACCACUGAUCUAGAGCAAACUUGCCCAACAUAACAAACUUUAAGUACUGAUGGAGUUUCUCGGGGUUAACCUGGCAUGAUAUGAGUUGUAAUUCACCCACAACCUGAUGCAUUUUGUACAAUUAAAAUUGACUUUUUCUAAUAACCUGGGCAACGCUGGGUACCCAAGCUAGUAUAAUAAUAUACCUUGUUUCCCCGAAAAUAAGACAUCCCCAAAAAAUAAGACCUAGCGGAAGUUUUGCUGAAUUGCUAAAUACAAGGCCUCCCCUGAAAGUAAGACCUAGCCAAGUUUUUGUUUGGCAGCAUGCCCAGCGCCUGCCAAACAGAACACCAGAGCAUGCAGGAUUGGUAAAUGUACAUACCAGUUGUACAUGGAAAUAAUGGUAGUAACAAGAAAUUAUUGUUAGGAUUCACAGUUUGUCUGGUUAUGCUGGUUUGUGAUGACAACUACUGUACAGUAUAUAAUAAAUGUUCAUUUUUUUGUUCAAUAAUAAAUGUGAAUUCUUCUGCAUGGAAAAAUAAGACAUCCCCUGAAAAUAAGACCUAGCACAUCUUUGGGAGCAAAAAUUAAUAUUAGACACUGUCUUAUUUUCGGGGAAACACGGUAACAAGGCUAAUCAUCUUCCUCUCCAAAGGCUAAUGUACAAAGGUUUGUUUUUAAUUGCUUCUUAAAAUGAGGAAGCUGUCAGAAUUUCCAUAGGGAGGAGUUCCAGAUGGAAGGAGCAAUCACAGAGAAGGCCCCUCUCUCGGCCCCUCAAACCACACUGAGGUGGGACCAAAAGCAGGAACCCCUCCUUUGUACCAUUUCUCUGGUACAUUUCCUAAAAGUUAUAUGACCUGCAAUAAUUCAUUCUACAGGUUAUUUUUCUUUGUGGAAAUGAACCUCUCUUUAUCAGUUCCAUCCUGCUAUGUUUCUCCUGUGGCAGCAGGAAACACCUGAGCUUAUUUGCACUCUUCCAUAAAUCUGUUGUUCAGUUCACAGGUUGAAAAGUGAUUGCUAAUUCUCAGCCUUUGAGUCCCAUAUGUCAUGUGCCCCUCGCCAAAUAUGAAAUGUUACAUACAUAUAGCUGAAGCGCACUGCCUGCUGACUACAAAAGGGAAGUUCCCUAUACAUUGCUCUUAAGACAAGAUCACUUUAAGAUCCCCUUCACAAGCUUGCUGGCUAGCGCUUGCAUUUCCUUUCUGGUUUCUGCAACCACCUACAGAAAAACAAUGGAUAGAGACAAACAUCUGAAAGCGGCCAUCCUUUGGAAUCUUCCCCUCCUUUUCCAGUUCUGCACGGGUGAUGGUGUGACAACUGACUAUGACAUUCCCGAUGAUAAUUCAACCCUUGACUAUAGUAAUUUUGAAGAGCUCUGCAAGAAGGAGGAGAUUCGGAGAUUCCGAGCUACUUUCUUGCCCACCAUAUAUUCCAUUGUCUGCUUUGUGGGCCUGGCUGGCAAUGGCCUGGUCAUGCUGACCUACAUUUACUUCAAGAGACUCAAGACAAUGACCGAUAUCUACCUACUCAACCUUGCCUUAGCUGACAUCCUCUUCCUGCUGACUCUCCCUUUCUGGGCUGUCAGUGCAGCCAAAUAUUGGGUCUUCAAGGAGUUCGCUUGCAAGGCUGUCCACUGCAUUUGUCAGAUGAGUUUCUUUAGCGGAAUGCUCCUGCUUCUCUCAAUAAGCAUUGACCGGUAUUUUGCCAUUGUACAGGCUCCUUCAGCCCACCGUCAUCGUUCCCAGAGGGUACUUGCCAGCAAAGUCACCUGCCUCUCCAUUUGGAUACUGGGUUUUAUCCUUUCACUCCCUGAGGCAAUCAAUAGAGGCGUGUAUGACUAUGAAAGUCCAACACCACGCUGCACCAUUGUAACAGCAAACUUGCUUGCCUUCAGCACCUCCAUCAGAAUCUCUCAGAUGGUCUUUGGCUUCUUCAUUCCUCUGCUAGUGAUGACUUUUUGCUACUGGAUCAUCAUCAGGACCCUGUUACAAGCCCGCAGCUUUGAGAAGAACAGAGCCAUCAAGGUUCUCAUUGCAGUCAUGGUUGUCUUUGUUCUCUUCCAGAUGCCCUACAACAGUGUCAUGCUUGCUGAGACCAUCACGGCCUUCAACAACACAACUGGCCAAUGUGAUGCCAUCAAGCGCAUAGAUGUGGCCAGUGAUGUGACAUACAGCUUGGCCUGCUUCCGCUGCUGUCUCAAUCCUUUCUUGUAUGCCUUCAUAGGUGUCAAGUUUCGUAACGAUGUGCUCCGACUCCUUAAAGACCUGGGCUGUAUCAACCAAGCACAGCUCUGGAAAUGGUCAACAUAUCGAGAGAACAACCGAUGUUCUAUUGCCACAGAAACAGAUACCACCACCACGUAUUCCCCAUGAGAUGCUAUUGACAAUACAACUCAAAUUUUAAAACUUUCCAUGAACCUGAUAUUAAUGUCAACAGUCUUCCUGGGCCAGAAUCAGGAACUGAAUGAAGGACCACUGAAAUUCACCACAUGGGUACUUUGUUAUAGCUUCAUAAGGAACUGAGAGAUCGUCCCAUCUCCACAGAACAACUAACAGAACCCAUGUGACCAAAUGCCACAAGGCAGCAAAAAGUGUUCUACAGACUGUUGCUUAUGUGUCUGAAAAUGUGAGCCAAAGGACAAGAAAAAAAUGCUCUGUGAAAUCAAAAGAGGUUAUCUACAUUGGGCAUACAAAGGUGAUAACUAUCUUAAUAAUAGUCGUGAUGAAAUUGCAUCAAGAACCAUACAGGUACCAAAAGGUGACAAUAAAGUAAGAGGAAGGCAUAGGAACAAGUAACUGACAGAUUUCAUUGUUCAAUUUUUAGUUUCUUUUUCUCCUGUACCCACCUCCAGUAUCUUUUCCCCCUCAGCCAUCCCCAUACAGUUUUCCCCCUGUCAUCCCUAUUAUGCCAACUGUAACACAAACCAAAUGAUCAUUUGGCUCAGAGAACACCCUCCCUCCCAAAAGCUGGUUGAUCAAUUUUCCCUUGUCCUCACUUUGUAUCUACCUGUACAACCCAGAUGGUUGUGAGCAGUCCGUUUUAAGUGAAUCAAGGAUAAAAUGAAUGUGGUGUUAAAAUAUUGAUAAAUAUGUGUUUCCUCUAAAAAUGUGCAUUUUAACAGGAGCAUUGUAGAAUACGAUUGCUUUAUGUAUUUAUCUUUGUAUCUAUAGACAAUAGAAGGCACACACGAGUCAAAUGUUGUAUAUCGGUCUUGUUAUUAGUCAUUCUACUAGUGAGCAUCAGCUUUCUCAUUUCUACACUGUCCAAUGAUUAUGGUGGAUUGCAUAAUGAUACUUGCACAUGUAGCUUCAGGGCACCAUAGUAAAUUCUGAAGUGCAGGUGCUCAUCAUGAAUGCCACCACGGUUGUAGCCCCAAGUCCCAAAAGUACAGGCAACUAUCGUAAUCCAUAUCAUUAAGCCAGUUCUAACCGGUCAUAUCUACCACAAACCAAUUUAUACUGGUAAUGGCACUCCAUGCAGUCAUGCCAGCCACGUGACCUUGGAGGCGACGUGACCUUAUGGACAACGCCGGCUCUUCGGCUUAGAAAUGGAGAUGAGCACCAACCCUCAGAGUCGAACAUGACUAGACUUAAUGUCAGAGGAAAACCUUUACAUUUACCUUGUAAAGCUAGUGGGUUUUAACUGCUCAUUCGAAAGCAGUACCCCAAAUAUACCUUAUAACACAACCCCCACCUCUGCUACUAUGAUUAUUAUUUCAGCUAAUGUAGAAGGAAAGAGGAUAUAUGAGGGGGUGGCAAAUGAUAACAAACAACAUCAAAUGUCAAACAGCAUCAAUUACCUUGCAAACCGUGAUGCUACUACAUUAUAAACUUCCUAUAGAUUCUCUGUGAUCAAGCAGAUGCAUUAUACCAUCUGCUCAAUUGUUCUCUGAUCUCUUUUUAAAUAAAAUAUUGUAUAUUUGCUAACUGAACAUUGUUAAGAGAAUUAUUGUAAAAACCCUGUACUCACAGGACCAACAUCUGAGGUUUCUUUUACCUUCAUCUAACAAAAUAUGCACUCUCUAGUAAUUUUCUAGGUCCUCCAGGGCAACUCUAUGGCAAUUUCUGGCAGAAAUUGUUCAUUUCAAUAAGGCUUGGAAAUAUUCAGUUUCCUGUUUCCAUGAUAAGUAAAGGAAUGUAUUAGAUGCAGGGCUUGUACUGUACUACCGUUGGCUUACUUAAGGGAAAUUCUUAGCCAUAAUUUAAAUUUGACAAAGGAAUCCUACGACUUAUGAGCAUAAGGUAGUACAGUGAUAUUUCUCCAGUAGAGCAAACUGUUAGAAGAUAGUUUCUUAAUAAUGAGAGCAAUUGGAAAAAUGUUCAGAAAUUGAGGGGUGAGGGAGGAGUUUCUUACUUUGCCUCCCUAGCCACCACUUCAACAACAAACAAUAUAAGCACGAUAUAUGUCUGAUGGUCAUAAAGGAAGAUGAGAACUAUUUUGAUUGGGACUGGGGGGAAAUGGCAGAGAUCGCUCUGAAUUCUGGACAGUGCUUUGAGGAGAGCUGCCUCACUGGAGAUAUGAUGCAUGAAACUGACAUUUGCUAUCUUUAGGAAUGCUAAGCUGUAUGUCUGACACCUGGUUAUUGUGUCAUUUUGUAAAUAAACCCUAUAUUAUAGAAA
Molecule: messenger RNA, 4645 nt
Organism: Anolis carolinensis (green anole)
Lineage: Eukaryota; Metazoa; Chordata; Lepidosauria; Squamata; Anolidae
Gene: ccr7
Product: C-C motif chemokine receptor 7
Exons: 3
Coding region: 1259-2398 (379 amino acids)
Biological process (GO): positive regulation of cytosolic calcium ion concentration; immune response; inflammatory response
Cellular component (GO): membrane; external side of plasma membrane
Molecular function (GO): chemokine (C-C motif) ligand 21 binding; C-C motif chemokine 19 receptor activity; chemokine (C-C motif) ligand 19 binding
Source: RefSeq, a predicted model, not a curated record